UGACGUUGUUGGAGGAACUUAUGGUUGGCUGCCUCGCACAGUUUACAUACAGUCCGUCUGCGAGGGACUAGAGCAAGGAGAAAGGUCUGCGAAAAAUACUGAUUCCAGCCUUAAAAUGCUACGGAUUUUGAGAGAAGCUUUGUUUAUUUUUGCUGCUAAUUACCUACUUGGAUGUGAAUAUUCGGUGGCAGCAUUAAAGAUCGACGGGUCUACCCCACUGAAAAGCGCGGUGGAAGGGGUAUCAAGUGUCGUGAGUAAAGCGGCAUCUGCUUUAACAAACACGUUUCUGCCUUCGCAACGCCAUCGCAUUGUGACAGACGUGAAGUUUGGAGGUCACAAGUUCGCCGAGAUUUUCGAGGACAAGAACGAUGCUGGUUCUCUAACGUGCAACCUUCUGGGCGACAGGAUACUUAUAGAACAUUUGUUGAAGUUCAUUCCAAGCGCGCUGGUCACUGACGUAACGAUGGAUGAAAUGGAAGUGUUCGUGGACAAGUGCGUCAACCGAGAGCCGGAGACAAAAAGGUCCUCCCUGUUGGAUUUAUUAGGCACCGCACUUCAGAGCCUCUUGAUAUACCCAGGUACCAAAUGGUGUGGGGCUGGAGACAUUGCCAACAGCUACGACGACUUGGGGAGGGCCAAAGAGAUUGAUAUGUGCUGUCGCGACCACGAUCACGCCGAUGACAACAUAUUGGCUUUCCAGACAAAGCACGGAAUCAAAAAUUCUAGGUUCUAUACAAUGACAAACUGCGACGAUGAUGAGAAGUUCUUCAACUGCCUUGUCAACUCGAGUAAUGUUGUUACGGCGUCCGUCGGCAUCGCUUACUUCGAUGUGCUCAGAACCAAGUGUUUCAAAUACGGCCAUCCUUUAAAAUGCACCAGUUACAAUCCGCUUCGUAUGCUGCUACUUCGUCCGCCUUGCAAAAGCCAAGAGGAAGACAAGUCUGAGCCUAAGAGAUGGAGUGUCGAGUACCCACCGAAUUUUUUCGAGGCUUUUGUUAACAGGAAGAAAUCCGGCCUUAUGAAUGUGUUCUCGGCACCAGAGGAUGAUGACGGGGAGUGUUAAAACUGAUGAUGCCAUUGAACCUACCGAAAUAUGCGUAAAAAUUAAAUCUAGGAGUUUGCAACUUGAUUGUGACCACACAUGUGCAUGUAGCUUUUGUCUCCCGCACUCGCCCCCUCACCCGUGUGUUGCGGGGUGGGUAGAUCACCUUAUCCGUUGAACAAUAAAGUUUAUUCUAUCUAUC
Messenger RNA from Dermacentor andersoni, 1244 nucleotides. RefSeq lists its product as uncharacterized. Gene Ontology annotation, molecular function: A2-type glycerophospholipase activity. NCBI's taxonomy places the organism in Eukaryota, Metazoa, Arthropoda, Arachnida, Ixodida, Ixodidae. The record is from RefSeq and is a predicted model, not a curated record. Gene Ontology annotation, biological process: arachidonate secretion; phospholipid metabolic process.